AUGGCAAACAGAAGAGAUGAUCCUGACAAUGUGCCGUUGCUCCAUGCUCAAACGGGUCCGGCUAAAAUACCAGCAUCCCGUAUUACGAUUUCCCACGAGAGACCUCAAUCAACUAGCGGAAUGCGAACGGCAAUACUUGUGUGGCUAACAUUACAAAAUAGUAUCCACACUCUGUUAAUUCGGUACUCUCGAGCUAGAGAGGUUGAACACAUGUUCUUAUCGACGGUAGCCGUGUUUUUUACCGAGGUUAUGAAGUGCGUGGUGUGCCUAGGAGUGGUUCUACACGACGAGUCUAUGAAAGGAUUCUUUCCGGCGUUAAUGAAUCAAGUGGUUCGACAACCUUAUGAUACGUUAAAGGUCUGUAUUCCGGCAAUGGUGUACAUAGUUCAAAACAACUUGUUCUAUGUUGCUGCCUCGCAUUUGGAUGCUGCCACUUUUAUGAUUACAUCUCAACUCAAAAUAUUCACGGCAGCUAUUUUCACAGUCAUCAUAUUAAAGCGGUCUUUGACACGGACUCAAUGGAUUGCAUUGACCGUACUCUUCGUUGGUGUUUCCCUAGUUCAACUGCAAAGUUCGAAAGCAGAUUCAGAUGGGAUCGAUGGUCAACAACCAUUUAUAGGGUUUAUCGCCGUAGUAAUUGCAUGUUGUCUGUCUGGUUUUGCUGGAAUCUACUUUGAAAAAAUUCUCAAAGGUUCUGCUCCCGUUUCAUUGUGGAUGCGAAAUGUACAAAUGUGUGUUUUUGCUAUUCCCGCAUCGUUCGGUGGUGUCAUGUGGCAGGAUGGAAAAGUUGUAAUGGAACAUGGGCUGCUUUACGGAUUCGACUGGGUUGUAUGGCUGACGGUUCUCUGGUAUUGUAUUGGAGGAUUAUCCGUAGCUGUGUGCAUUAAAUAUGCAGAUAAUAUAGCGAAGAACUUCGCAACUUCUGUAGCAAUUAUCCUCGCCACCGUCGGUUCCAUGGUUAUCUUCAACUUCCAACCAUCACCUUUAUUCACAUUAGGAGCCGCUCUAGUGAUCUUUAGUAUCUUUAUGUAUUCAUCAUCGCAGUCAAUGAUAUCAGCUUUCCGGCGGAUCGUAAAGACUGAAAUCUCUUCAAUCGAUAAGCUGACUCUAACAUCUGCUGUAAGCACAUCCGGCAAUGUUUACUUCAUUCACGGGAUUUUCUUUUUUCGUUCUGGAUUUUUAGGUGAUUGGAAUAAUUCACCGCAGAGGAUGUAUUUUAUAUGGACGCUCACGUUAUCUUCUGAUCAUGUCAUGUUUCCGGUCAAGUGA
Molecule: messenger RNA, 1269 nt
Organism: Necator americanus (New World hookworm)
Lineage: Eukaryota; Metazoa; Nematoda; Chromadorea; Rhabditida; Ancylostomatidae
Exons: 12
Coding region: 1-1269 (422 amino acids)
Biological process (GO): pyrimidine nucleotide-sugar transmembrane transport
Cellular component (GO): Golgi membrane
Molecular function (GO): UDP-galactose transmembrane transporter activity
Source: RefSeq, a predicted model, not a curated record